Messenger RNA from Talaromyces amestolkiae, 1206 nucleotides. RefSeq lists its product as uncharacterized. The record is from RefSeq and is a predicted model, not a curated record. Lineage: Eukaryota; Fungi; Ascomycota; Eurotiomycetes; Eurotiales; Trichocomaceae. Gene Ontology annotation, molecular function: arylformamidase activity. The transcript has 5 exons. Bases 1 to 1206 code for a protein of 401 amino acids.
AUGGCUACCCCAGAAAGAAAAGUGCAGAACCCAGACUCCAUACCCUGGGACCCGAACAACGACAGUUUCCCUUUGAGGAGCGAAUUACCGAAAGCCAUACCGUAUCAUCCAGAUGCGCCUAAAGAUGCGGCUUGGGUAUGGGGGAAGGAUGAUUAUAUAGGAAGACUGAACCUCCUAACCCCAUUACGAGUCUUCAAUGCCGCAAAGACGGAGAUUCGCACGGGCGAGACGGUUCGAUUGGAUCUACCGCUACACGUCCCCAUAGCGCCCUGCUUCGGUCGCACGCCCGCGACCCAUCGCAUCAUGGAUCUGGGCGGCGGCGUCGCGUUUGACGAUGUUCUCGACAAUAUGAAUCCGCAGGGCGGGAGUCAGUGGGAUGGGUUUCGACAUGUACCCCCUCCUCCUCUUCGAGCUUUGCUAGGUGUGAUGCUGAUCACAGUGUAUGCGACGGAUAUCCUCCCCGACCCAGAACAGACUCAAACCCAGCAUCCGAACGAGAACCUCAAAUGCAGUAUCCACUACUGGUCCUCGCCGACAGAACCAACACCUAAAGGCGAAGAGAAAAGAACAGGCGGAAUAUCCGGCCGCGCCGUCCUACUCGACUACUGGACGUACGCGCAAUCCACGCCCGGCAAAUCCUACGACCCAUACACAGGCCACUCCAUCAGCUUCGCCGAUCUCCUCGAAUGCGCAAAAUUCCAGGGCAUCAAUAUCGCACCGGCAAGUCAGGGAGGCGACAUCCAAAUCGGUGAUAUCCUGCUCGUGCGCUCGGGCUGGGUGGACAGAUACAACGACCUGACAGACGAGCAGCGCGCAACAGCCGCAAAACGGCAUGUGCAUGUCUUUGAACCGAAACCGUCAGACAUCAAACCAGAAGGAUCGCAGGAAUGGGCGGGUCUUGCCCAGGAUCCCUUGACUCUAACGUGGUUGCACGAUAGUUACUUCUCGGCGGUUGCGGGCGACGCACCUAGUUUCGAGAGAUGGCCAUCCCUUGAAACGGGGCCCAGUGGUGACGGAAAGGGAGGGUGGUUGUUGCAUGAAUACGUACUCGCGCUGUGGGGGAUGCCGCUCGGCGAAAUGUGGGAUUUGGAGGGUGUGGCAGAGGUCUGUAGAAGGCAGAAGAGGUGGACGUUCUUUUUGUCGAGUGCGCCGGAUAUCAUUUUUGGGGGCGUGUCAUCACACCCGAAUGCGACGGCGAUUUUUUAG